This is a messenger RNA of Euleptes europaea (tarantolino), 1410 nucleotides long. RefSeq names its product golgi associated PDZ and coiled-coil motif containing (gene GOPC). Bases 1 to 1383 code for a protein of 460 amino acids. The transcript is spliced from 9 exons. Gene Ontology annotation, molecular function: transmembrane transporter binding. Gene Ontology annotation, cellular component: membrane; Golgi apparatus; trans-Golgi network transport vesicle. Gene Ontology annotation, biological process: negative regulation of protein localization to cell surface. NCBI's taxonomy places the organism in Eukaryota, Metazoa, Chordata, Lepidosauria, Squamata, Sphaerodactylidae. The record is from RefSeq and is a predicted model, not a curated record.
AUGUCUGGGGCAGGGGUCGGGCCCUGCGGGGGGCCGGGCCCCGGGGCCUGCGGAGGGGCGGCGGGGCCGGCGGCGUCGCCCGGCGGCGGCGGCCUGUCGAUGUUCCGGUGGCUGGAGGUGCUGGAGAAGGAGUUCGACAAGGCCUUCGUGGACGUCGACCUGCUGCUGGGCGAGAUCGACCCCGACCAGGCGGACAUCACCUACGAGGGGAGGCAGAAGAUGACCAGCCUGAGCUCCUGCUUCGCCCAGCUGUGCCACAAGGCCCAGACCGUCUCCCAGAUCAACCACAAGCUCGAGGCCCAGCUGGUAGAUCUGAAAUCAGAGCUGACAGAAACGCGUGCUGAAAAAGCAGUUUUAGAAAAAGAGGUGCAUGACCAACUGCUACAACUCCAUGCCAUUCAGCUUCAGCUCCAUGCCAAAACUGGUCAGAGUGUUGACUCAGGAGCAAUAAAGGCAAAACUGUCUGUCCCUUCUGUGGAGGAUAUGGAAAGAGAACUUGAAGCCAACAAGAAAGAAAAAGUGAAAGAAGCUCAACUGGAAGCUGAGGUGAAGCUGCUUAGGAAGGAAAAUGAGGCUCUUCGUCGACACAUAGCUGUGCUCCAGGCUGAAGUAUAUGGGGCGAGACUAGCAGCCAAAUACUUAGAUAAAGAGCUAGCUGGAAGGGUUCAGCAAAUUCAGUUGCUAGGUAGAGAUAUGAAGGGGCCUGCUCACGAUAAACUCUGGAACCAGCUGGAAGCAGAAAUCCAUCUACAUCGGCACAAAACCGUGAUCAGAGCAUGCCGGGGUCGUAAUGACCUAAAGCGACCAAUGCAAGCACCCCCGGGACAUGAACCAGAUUCCUUAAAGAAGAGUCAAGGAGUUGGUCCAAUCAGAAAAGUUCUGUUGGUGAAAGAAGAUCAUGAAGGACUGGGCAUUUCAAUCACCGGUGGAAAGGAGCAUGGUGUUCCCAUCCUAAUCUCUGAAAUCCACCUGGGCCAGCCUGCUGAUCGAUGCGGAGGGCUGCAUGUUGGAGAUGCCAUUCUGGCGGUAAAUGGAAUUAAUCUGAGAGAUGCCAAACAUAAAGAAGCUGUAACUAUUCUUUCCCAGCAGAGAGGAGAAAUUGAGUUUGAAGUUGUGUAUGUUGCUCCAGAAGUAGACUCAGAUGACGAAAACGUAGAAUACGAGGAUGAGAGUGGACAUCGUUACCGUUUGUAUCUUGAUGAAUUGGAGGAAGGUGGAAAUUCAGUUUCCAGUAGAAAAGAUGGCAGUGGAGAUGUCAGAUCCUUGCAAGUGUUUGAUAAAAAAACAAGUACUGGUGGCCAUGAAAAUGGAGACCUAGGAAAUUCAGUUGAAACUGAAAAGACUGUAUCUAAACUAGCCCAGUCUGCUGAGAGCUUAGCCUAAGGAAACAAACACACAAAUGACACAAUC